Messenger RNA from Xenopus laevis (African clawed frog), 2829 nucleotides. It is a transcript of the gene c9.L, whose product is annotated as complement C9 L homeolog. Gene Ontology annotation, biological process: immune response; complement activation. NCBI's taxonomy places the organism in Eukaryota, Metazoa, Chordata, Amphibia, Anura, Pipidae. The record is from RefSeq and is a predicted model, not a curated record. Gene Ontology annotation, cellular component: membrane attack complex; extracellular region. The transcript is spliced from 12 exons. Bases 177 to 2012 code for a protein of 611 amino acids.
CGGAGGAGAAAGAAAAGGCAGCAGGAAACUCCGACAGCGUUUGCCCCUCCCCACUUCCCUUAUCACGGCAGUCCUGUAGCUGGAACUCGUGUCUGUAUUCGUCCUGCAGGACAGACUGAAUGUUACUCCGCAUUCUUUUGUGUGCUGUUAAUGAAUGACAAUGGAUCCAUUAUAUAAUGGGCUGCCAAAAUCUUAGCAAGUACUCUGCCCCAGAGCCUUCAGCAAGCAACAUGGAAAACAUAUGCUUAUUGCUGGGACUAACCGUGCUCUGUGCAUUUGUCUCCGGGGAGCCAAGUUUUUCACAGAACCCCCAGCGGUUCCAGAGAGAAGUGAAUGCCCCAGCGCCUAUUGACUGCCAGCUAAGCUCUUGGGGCAGUUGGAGCCAAUGCGACCCUUGCACCAAACAUAGGUAUCGGUCUAGGAGUGUGGAGCACUUUGGUCAGUAUGGAGGGGCGGCCUGUGUGAAUACCCUGGGUGACAUUCAGCGGUGCAUUCCUGAGGAGGAUUGUUUAGAACAACCCGUUUUGUGUGGAAAUGAUUUUGAGUGUGAAUCAGGAAGAUGCAUCAAGACCAGGUUGUUGUGCAAUGGGGAUAAUGACUGUGGAGAUUACUCUGACGAAACCUGUGAUGAUAAAGAUCCCAAGUCCCCCUGUCGAAACUCAGAUAUUGAACUGUCAGAAAUUGCAAGAACUGCAGGAGACGGGCUGAACAUCCUAGGUAUGAAACCAAGAAGAAACCCAUUUGACAAUGAAUAUUUCAAUGGCAUUUGUGAUAGGGUGCGUGAUGGCAAAACAUAUUUCAGAAAGCCAUGGAAUGUGGCAGCUCUUGUUUAUCAGACUAGAGCUGAUAAAUCUUUUACAACGGAAACAUAUCACGACGCAAAAUCAGUGAUGUCAAAGAUUAUUGAUGGGCUCACAGUCAAUAUUGAUGCAUCUGUGAGUCUCAAACUAACUCCUACUGAGAAUAAGAACGUCUCAGUAAAUGCAAACGCGGGAAUAGGAUAUUCAAAAACCAAGAACAUUGAGAAACUGCGAACGUAUUCAGAAACCAAGGAUAAAACUUUUAUGCGAGUGUCAGGGUCUGUGCAGCUUGCAACAUUUCAGAUGAGAACUCGGGGUGCAAUGCUUAACCCUACUUUCAUUGAGGACAUCAAGAAUCUGCCCAAAGGCUAUGAUAAAGCUGAAUAUUUUUCCAUUUUGGAGAUGUACGGCACACAUUAUUCAGUUUCUGGCAACCUGGGAGGAAAAUAUGAGCUGGUAUAUGUCUUAGAUUCAAUCGAAAUGAACUCUCGAGAAUUAACAACUGAAGAUAUAAAGGACUGCCUGAGAUUUAACGCAGACGCAGGUAUAGGAGUAAAAGCAGAAGGGGCAAACCUUGAUCUUAAUCCAAAAAUAAAAGGCGAUGUAUGUAAAACAGGUGGAGGUGAAUCAGAAACAGAACCUUCAAUAAACAUAAAGCCUGUGAUUGAGAGCAUCAUUUCUUUUGUUGAUGGAGGAACCGUAGAAUAUGUAACAGCUCUUGAAGAAAAACUUAAUAAGAAACAACCUGUGGCUGAUGUUAACGAUUACGUUCAGUGGGCUUCAUCUUUGAAAGAAGCUCCUGCAGUGAUAAAAAGCAAACCCAAUCCUAUUUAUUCUCUUAUUCCAACUGACAUUAAAGAUGCCUACACAAAGUCACGAAAUCUGGAGAGAGCCAUUGAAGAAUACAUUGAUGAGUACAGUGUCUGCAAGUGCCAACGUUGUCAAAAUGGAGGAAAAGCCAUGGUGAUCGACGGAGAGUGUAUUUGUAAAUGCCCGCUACACUAUGAAGGUGUGGCAUGUCAGAAUAUAAAAGCAGAGGCCUUUUCAAAGCCAAAAGAGCCCAUUGAUGGUGGAUGGGGAUGUUGGACUGUUUCACCUAAUUGCGUUAAUGGAGAUUUGACUGCCACCCGCAAAUGUGACAACCCAGUUCCACAACAGGGCGGUAAAACAUGUCAUGGGUCACAGACCAAAACAAUCCCAUGUGAAAAAUAAGAAAAAAGCUCUUGGUCAUCCAUCACCCAAAUGAAAGUUGACCGGCACUCUUUGACAGAUAAAGAAUAAUCUAACCUAUCAAAAUGAAUCAAAAAUACCAAAAUAUCAUAUCCUUUCAUUGAGACAACUAUUUCAUAAAAAAAGAAAGACCUAGAAAUAAUGACGAUUUUCUUUAUAUAACGUUAUAAUGACAGGACAUGGGGACUUGAUUCCUACGGGCCAGAUUUUUCAAGGGUUGAAUUUCGAGGUGAUGGGAGUUUUUUUUAAACCCCCAUCAAAAUUUGAAUAAGAAAAGGCCAACCAAAUUUAUUUUAGAAAAACAACGUUUUUAACUUCGACUGAAUAAGCUGUAUUCGAUCGAAUUUGAUUCAAGUAUUUUUUAAAAAAACAUAGAUUUUUCAAAGACCACCAAAUGACUCCAAAUAGGUUCUAGGAGGUCCCCCAUAGGCUAAAACUGCAAUUCACCAGGCUUUAGAUGGCGAAUAGUCAAGGUCGAAUUUUCAAAGAGACAGUACAUGAAAAAUUUAGACAUUCGAAUUUUCAAUUCAAAUUUAGACUAUUCCCUACUCGAAGUACACUAAAAUUAGCUCGAAAUUCGAAUUUAAAAAUUAGAUUUUUCAAUUCAACCCUUGAUAAAUCUGCCCCUUAUCUGGAAUGUUUCAACCUCAUUGUUCCACUAACAAAUGUAAUUCUUCCAUGGAUUUUUUUGUUGUGAAAAGCAUUUAGGUAAAGAUGUUUGAUUCAAAAAAUAUGGUGCUGUUUGGGGAAGUAUUUUGGCUUGGACCUUUCUCAACAAUAAAACUAAUUUUAUAUCCCA